AUGCAGCCCAUCAUCAAGUUUGAGCGGGCAAAGAAGCGGAUUCACCUCCUCCCGCUUUGCUCUCCCACUCACCACCAGCUCAUUAUUAGCCUGCCGUUGUUCGGAACCAUCAAGUCAAGCCACCACCCAAGGGAUCGAUCGUCCAACGAUGACACAAAUCACGGGCUGUCGUGUGCCGCCCCGAAUCACCGCCGUUCCGCCGUUGCGCUUCAGGGUCCUUUCAACCCAUCCCGCCCCUGUCAUAUCACGCUUUCCCCGUUGGGACUCUUUGUCACUGUCUCCAUCGAUUCCAAUCUCCAUGCCGCCGGUCUAGACGACGUCUCCUCCCUCCGGCAUGCUAGGUAG
Messenger RNA from Colletotrichum costaricense, 345 nucleotides. RefSeq lists its product as uncharacterized. The coding region runs from base 1 to 345 and encodes 114 amino acids. NCBI's taxonomy places the organism in Eukaryota, Fungi, Ascomycota, Sordariomycetes, Glomerellales, Glomerellaceae. The transcript has 2 exons. The record is from RefSeq and is a predicted model, not a curated record.